This is a messenger RNA of Saitoella complicata NRRL Y-17804, 2388 nucleotides long. RefSeq lists its product as uncharacterized. Lineage: Eukaryota; Fungi; Ascomycota; Saitoellomycetes; Saitoellales; Saitoellaceae. The transcript is spliced from 2 exons. Gene Ontology annotation, molecular function: DNA binding; zinc ion binding; DNA-binding transcription factor activity, RNA polymerase II-specific. The record is from RefSeq and is a predicted model, not a curated record. Gene Ontology annotation, biological process: DNA-templated transcription; regulation of DNA-templated transcription. The coding region runs from base 1 to 2388 and encodes 795 amino acids.
AUGACUCCAUCCAGUUCGGUGAGUGGAUCGGGGACUGGGGGUGGAGGACAGCAUAUAUCCGGGACGGCCACACCUGCGCACGUCUCGCCGGCACCGAAUACGACUCAGUUUGUCUUUGUGGACGAAUAUAACCGGUUCAAGAGGUUGAAGGUCACGAGGGCGUGCGAGACGUGUCGGAGGAGAAAAGUCAGGUGUGAUAGUUCGCAGAUGAAUGGAGGUCCGUGUUCGAGUUGUCGGAGGUUGAAUGUGGAGUGCAUUACGCCGAGCUCGUCACAGCAGCCUGGGUAUCCUACACGAGACGACGAGCAAGUGCACAAGGGUGAUCAGUAUCAGACUGGAGCCGGGGCGACCGCGCAGCAACAUGGAAUGCCUCCGCACGAUUUUCAGCAACAGAAUUACCCGCAGUUGAUGCAGCAACAGUAUGAGCAACUCGCACAACUUGCGCAUUUACCUGUCGAGCAGUUUACACCUAUCGCACCAGAACCACAUCAGAUCCUCGCACAGCAGGAACAGGGUGAGGAGAUGGGGAAGUUAUCGGAUGUAUUGGGAUUACUGAAUAUCGAGGGAAGCGGGAGAGCUGAAUACGUCAAAUCAUUCGACAAAAAGUACGUACCGACUAUGCCGGCGGCUGGCGACUGCGGAACUCCACCAAUAUCGUUCUCUUCACCAAAGCUCUCCUCGGAACUCCUCGCGACACGGAUACCCGCCAACCUCAUGCCAAGCGACGACCUCGCCAUGCACUUGUUCAGCGUUUACUUCGAACAAAUUCACCCAUAUAUGCCGAUCAUUUCCCGCCGGCAGUUUAUUCGACAAUGGCACAAAGACAGGGAUGAUCUUAGUCCGCUGUUAUUGGAGUGUAUUCUCGGCUGUGCUGCACGAUUCACCGAGCGACCCGCGGGUAGGACAGACGUCGAUGAUCCGAGCACGAACGGAAUGGUCUGGGUACUCCGCGCAAAAGAGCAUAUCUGGGAUUACCACGACAUGCCACGCCUCGCAACCGCCCAAGCAUCCCUCAUCUUUCUCAAAGCACUGGAAACGAUUCCGCAACAAGGGUUGUACUACCGGUCGUGGCUGAUGUUGGGUGUCAUCGUCCGUCAUGCGAUGGAUUUGGGGUUGAACAAGUUGGCAGAUAAGUACAAAUCACAAAUGCCAGUGAUGGACCUCAUGAUUCGCAGACGGAUAUGGCAGCAGUUGUUUAUGCUUGAUCAAAUGAUGGGACAAGCUACGGGUCGGGAGAAGUAUAUUGAUAUCAAUACGCUGGAUUUGACGCUGCCAGUGAGGGAUCCGGAUUUGGACGAGAAGGAGUUCGAUACGCAUUCGGAUUUUAUCUAUCUGGUUGCGUUAGUGAAGGUUCUGAGGAGGAUGAGUGAUAUUUAUCUUCAGCUGGGUGCGGACUGGAAGUUGAGCUCGAUUUUCACCGUUGGGUAUUCGGCGAUGGACGAAAUUCUCGAUGCUUGGUACGCCGGUUUACCAGCACGGUUGAAACUAGUGGUACCAGAUGAUUUUGAUGCACCAUUGCCGAAGUUUGGCUUUCAUUUUUUGCCGUUUUUGCACAUGGUUUACAAUCUGUGUCGGAUUGUGCUGCAUCGGCCGUGGGCGGAACAAGGUGGCCAUAUCGAUAACGUGGAGAAGUGUUUGGGACCUUCCAUCAACCUCGUUCGGAUCGCGAAGGCUACGUUGGACCAGUUUGGACUCCGUGGCUUCCAGUGCUCGUUACGAGGGACGAACUUCACGGUUUAUGGCCUCGUUUCUGCGUCCGCGAUCUUCCUGGGGAGGAUUAGGGCGAAUGUAACAAAUCCUUGGGCGAAGUUCUUCCAGAUGGGGAUCGAGGUGUUGGAGGUCGUUGUGGAUUCGACGCAUAACGAGGAUCUACAUCAGCAGGUGCAGAAGAUGAAAGAGGCUUGUCGAGCAUCGCUUGAGCGGUCGAGGAGGUUGGAGUCUACGCCUCCUGUUGGGCCGUCGCCCCAGCAGGGACAGCAGCAACAACCGCCGAGCCAGCAGCCGCAGGGGAUGGAUACAACGUACAAUUCUGAUCCGGCACUUGGGUUCCAUGUCCAUCCAUCCUGGCAUCCGGAUAAUGCCGCAAGGGAGGUGUACAGCCGUGGUGCACCACCGGCUGCACAAUCCUUCCAGCAUGAAUUGCAAGGACUGAUGUUGCCACCAAAUCCACCCGCACCAUAUAUGCAGAACAAUUUCGGCAUGGUGGGCGGUACGGGAGGGAUGGCUGGCAUGGGGGCCCCGGAUAUGGGAGGAGGGUUUUAUGGGGGGCCGGAGGAUGGGGAUCCGCAGUAUUGGUCGCAGAUGCAGGCGCCGACUGGGAUGGAUCAUCCCGAUGAUUUGGAGGAGGACUUAAGUGGUGGGCAUGGGCAUGGAAUGGGACUGCAGUGA